AUGGUUGCAAUAUAUGAUAAAGAUAUCUACAAAUCUGGAAAUAUUUUAAAUAAUUUAUAUGGAAGCUGCGAUACAAAAGCAAAUGUGAGUUUAACAGAUUUUAAUUUUUAUGAAACAGAAAAAAGGGAAUUGAAUUGCAUUGAAAUAUCACCAUGCAAAAAAUAUAUGAGUAUAUCUGAUUCUUUUUGUAAAAUAUAUAUAUAUAAAAUUUUAAAAAAUGAGUUUUUAUAUAUAUUAAAAAUUGAUAUUUAUUGUUCUAGUACAAUAAAAUCCAUUAUGUGGAUUAGCAAAAAAAAUAAAAAAGACUUAUUUAAGGACAAUGAAUUUAAUGAUUAUUUAUUAGCUAUUUCAACAUUAUGUGGAAAUAUAAUUUUUUAUGAUUUAGAAAAUAAAAGCAUAGUUCAUAAUAUUUUAUCAAAUGGAAGUAUAAGUUGCUGUAAAUUAAAUAAUAGCUUGCAAUAUUUUGGAUUAAGCAAUUUAAAUGGAUAUUUUUACUUAUAUAAUAUUUAUAGAAAUGAAGAAAAUACUAUUUAUAAUUGUUUUGAUAAAUUUUAUGAAGAUUAUAAUGAACAAAAUAAUCUAGAUUCAUAUUCACAAAAUAAAAAAAUAAAAUUAUCCAACGAUCUUUCUUCAUAUUUAAAAGAUGACAGUAAUGAUAUAAAAAAAAAUUACUGUAACAAACUUCUAAAUAAUGAUUUUGUGAAUGGAAAAGAAAAUGAUAAUUCAGUGAAUGUUUUUAACAUUUACAUCAAAAAUAAAUUUAAAUGCAAAGAAAAAUUAGUUUGCAUUUACUUCAUGGACAUAUUGAAGAAAAGAAGUCUUUUAUUAGAAAAAUUGAAUGAUUUAAAAAAAAAAAUAGAUAAAAAGAAAAGAAAAAGUAUAUGCAAUACAAAGAGCGGAGAAGACGAAGAUGAAAAUGAAGAAAAUAAUUGUAAUGGCAAAGAAAAAUAUAUUAAGAAAAAAAAUAAAGAAAAAAAGAAAUUAAAAAAAAAAAUCAAUUCAAUUGAAAAGUCAUAUGAUAGUUAUAAUCAUUAUGUAUUAUUGGGAAGUGAAAAUUCGAAAAUAUAUAAAUAUAAUUUGUCUAACAAUAAAUGUGUUGGUGAAUUUAUAAGUAUGAAUAAAAAUUGUGUUAUAUGGGAUAUUAUGUAUAUAUAUAAAACAGACGAAGUUGUAUGUGUUGAUAAUAAUGGCUCUUUAAUUAUUUUUGAUAACAAAUCAUAUUCAAUUAAGUAUCAUUUUAAUAAUCAUAACUAUAAAUCAAUAUCUUUAACUAAGCCAUUAAACGAAGAGAAUAUAUAUUCAGCAGGAAUAGACCGUUAUAUAAUAAAAUAUUCGUUAACUAAUUCAGAAGACAGAGAUAAUAUGAAUAAUUAUCAUUAUAAUAAUAAUGAAGAUGAAGAUGAUUUCUUUGAAGAGCAUGAUUUAAAAAAAUUGUUUUUUUUUGAUAAGAUAAAAUUAUUUAGAAAAUUAAAUAGAAAAUGGUAUUUUAUUAAUAAACAAUCAGCUCAUAUUUCUGAUAUAAAAAAAAUUGUCUGUUUAAACUAUAAUUAUCUUUUAAGUAUAAGUGACGAUUUAACUUUUUGUGUUUAUGAUGUAAGCAGAAGUCGAAAGAAAUAUUAUUCUAUUAGAAAUAUUGCUAAUAAUAAAAAUGUAAUUUUCUCUUCAAAUUUAAAGAGUAUUUUAUGUGUUUAUUCAAAGGAGAUUAGCAUAUAUUAUAACAAUCAUUAUAUAACUAGAAACAAAAGAAGCGAAAAAAUAAAUUAUAAUGAUAUUUCUUAUGUAAAUCCAUCUAAUUACAAAUAUAUAGCCAAUAUUACUUAUGAGAAAAAUGAAUUAAUAAAUAUAUGCAAUUUAAAUAAAAGAUCUAAUAAAAUAGCAUGCUUAACUAACAGAAACUUUAGUUUAUAUCAUUUUAAUAUAGAUUCAAUAAGUAUUUUUAAUUAUGAUAUAUCUAAUAUCAAUUUUUUUAAAGUUUAUGAUUUUACAUUUUUAAAUAAUAAUUUAAUUAUUAUUUCUUUAAUUCGCCAAAACAAAAAGAACAAUAAUGAAGAAGAAAUAAAAAGUGAAAAUAAUAAUUUGAUUGAAAAUUACAGCAAAGAUAAAAUAGAUACAUCAAAUAAAAUACUUAAGAAAAAUGAUGAACAAUUAUAUAUUAUCUCUAACAAUAAUAUAAAUGAAAAUUUAAAUAUGUAUCAAAACAAUUUUAGUUACCAUAUAGUAAUAUAUAAUAUAAAAAAAAAAACAGUUAAAGAGGAUAUAAAAGUUGCUAAUAUUUUAUGCAAUUUCAAGAAGCAUAAAAAAGGAUUAGUAAUAUGUUCAGAUUAUAUGAAAAAUAUUUAUUUAUUUUUUAAAAAUUCUAAAAUGUUUUUAAAAAAUAGAAUAGUUCUCAAUAAUUUCAACUUGAACGAAGAAAAUUCUUAUCGUAGCUACCUAUUUUAUAUUGUCAUUGAGGAUUUUCUUUUUAUUUUUACAUUAGAGAAUUCUAUAUAUAUAUAUACCAUUGACUUUGAUUUAAAUAAAAUAAAUUACCUUAAAAAAAUAUUUAUUGAAAAGUAUCACUUUAAUGAAUUCAAUGAAAUUACCUUAUUAAAUUUAAAAACACACACAAAAAUGCAUAAUAUAGGAAAAAUAGCAGAAAAAGAAAAAGUAACAUUGAAAAAGAAAAACAAAAUGGCGAAUCAAAGUUACUUAAAAUAUAAUUAUUGUCUAAUUUUAAAAAGUCAUAACAAAGUAGAAUUAGUUGGAUUAAAUAUAUUUGAUGAUUCUAUUGUUGAAAUAAAAGUAUCAAAUGUGCAUAAUUUGUUAUCUCUAAAUAAUAAUACAUUUGAUCAAUAUUAUAUAUCGUCUUUAACUUUUAAAUAUAACUUUUUAAAUUUAAAACAAAUGUAUUUUCAAGAUACAAACAUUUAUUCUAUGAUUGAAAAAGAAAUAAAAAAAAGAAGUAUAAAAAGUGAUAAACAGGACUUAAACAAUACAAGCAAAAUAAUUGAAGAAAAAAAAGAUAUUCAUAUAGUUCCAGAUAAAAAUAUGUUUGAUAUAUUUAAUCUUUCCUUUAAAAAGUUGACUGAAUUAAAAAAAAAAAAUAUAAUUAAUAUUCAUUUUGUAUAUACUAAUGAGAAUAAUAUAAUUAUAUUAAUUUGUAUUCCUAAAAAUAUUGAUAAUAACUUAAUUAAUGUAGCUGAUACAAAAAAAUAUGCUUCUUAA
Molecule: messenger RNA, 3204 nt
Organism: Plasmodium relictum
Lineage: Eukaryota; Apicomplexa; Aconoidasida; Haemosporida; Plasmodiidae
Product: U3 snoRNA-associated small subunit rRNA processing associated protein, putative
Exons: 1
Coding region: 1-3204 (1067 amino acids)
Biological process (GO): maturation of SSU-rRNA from tricistronic rRNA transcript (SSU-rRNA, 5.8S rRNA, LSU-rRNA)
Cellular component (GO): t-UTP complex; small-subunit processome; 90S preribosome
Molecular function (GO): RNA binding; protein binding
Source: RefSeq, a predicted model, not a curated record